Molecule: messenger RNA, 1959 nt
Organism: Mugil cephalus (flathead mullet)
Lineage: Eukaryota; Metazoa; Chordata; Actinopteri; Mugiliformes; Mugilidae
Product: target of Myb protein 1-like
Exons: 15
Coding region: 143-1642 (499 amino acids)
Biological process (GO): signal transduction
Cellular component (GO): membrane; endosome
Molecular function (GO): clathrin binding; ubiquitin binding; phosphatidylinositol binding
Source: RefSeq, a predicted model, not a curated record
GUGACCUCAGGAGCCAGUGCGCUUCUGAAGCAGCGGUGGAGACGCUGAAAGCAAAAGGAAACACGGCGGUGUUGAAGCUGAACGGCCGAUCGACAGUCCAUUUAAAUUUAAACUCUUGACUGAACCAGUGUAGUUUUCCAUAAUGUUCUCACUCGGGGAAACAAUGGAGUUUCUCAUAGGAAACCCCUUUUCAAGCCCCGUAGGUCAGAGAAUCGAGCGAGCGACCAACGGCUCUCUACAGUCGGAGGACUGGGGGCUCAACAUGGAGAUAUGCGACAUAAUCAACGAGACGGACGAGGGGCCCAAAGAUGCGGUCAAAGCUAUUAAGAAGAGAAUAGUAGGAAACAGGAACUUCAGAGAGAUUAUGUUGGCUCUCACUGUUCUCGAGGCCUGCGUGAAGAACUGUGGCCACCGCUUCCAUGUCCUGGUUGCCUCACAGGACUUUGUAGAAGGGGUUUUGGUUCGUUCCAUUCUACCUAAAAACAAUCCUCCCACUGUCCUCCAUGAUAGAGUCCUUAGCCUCAUACAGUCAUGGGCUGAUGCAUUUCGCAGCUCCCCCUCCCUGUCGGGGGUGGUGUGUGUAUACGAUGAUCUGAGGAGGCGAGGUCUGGAGUUCCCCAUGACAGACCUCGAUGCUUUGUCGCCCAUUCACACUCCAAACAGGAGCAUCCCAGAAAAUGGGACUUCGGAGACGGCCCCUGCUAACGCACAGCAGUCCCAGCCACAAGCUCCUUCCAGAGCGCCGAGCCAGAAUCACUCUCCUCCAGUGCAGCCCAGCGAAGGACCAGUCUCACUCUCUGCAGAACAGGAACAGAAGCUGAGAAAUGAGCUGGCACUGGUGAAGGGGAACCUCACAGUGAUGUCUGAAAUGCUGAAUGAGAUAACACCUGGACAGAGCCAGCCAGACGACACAGAGCUGCUACAGCAGCUCUUCUCGACGUGUAAGAGCAUGCAGACUCGAGUGGUGGAGCUCAUCCCACAGCUGCAGGAGGAGGGCUUCAUUGAAGAGCUGCUUGUGGUCAACGAUGACCUCAACAACGCCUUCAUCCGCUAUGAGAGAUUCGACCGGCUGAACAAGGCACAAAUCACAAACACACAACAGAGCUCAACUACAAACUCGAGCCUCGCUGACCUCAACCCAGAGCCUUCGACCGUCAGACAACCUGCCGUCAUCACGACAUCCAGCCAGUCAACACACACCACCACCAGUGCCAAUCAGCAACACUCAGCAAAUCAAACAGAAGAAGAAGAGGAGUUUGACAUGUUUGCCCAAACCAGAGGCAGCUCCCUGGCUGAUCAGAGGAAAAGUGUCAAGUAUGAGGACCCUGGAGCUGUCGAAGGCCUCGCGGGGGCUCUGGACACAAGGUUGCAGGUCACAGCAGGGACGGCAGCAGCGAAAAACUCUCCGCAAAACGACAUUGACAAGUGGUUAACUUGUGAUCUGCCUGAAGAACAGUCUUCGGUUUGUGAGGGAGUGUCCAGCGAAGAGUUUGAUAAGUUUCUGGAGGAUCGUGCGAAGGCGGCAGACAACAACAGCAGCCAGAAGAUUUGCAAUGUGCCCUCCUCCACGCCCAGACAUCCGCCGCCGCCGCAGUCUACGCGGAAAGAGGACAAGUCACAUGACCAGCUUUUUUCACUUUGAGUGUGGGAACAAACAAUAGGAACGGGUGGAGGUCGUUAUGAUCUUAUCAUCUUAUGAAAUAUAGCUACAAACACACACACACACUGAUCCCAGUCAGGUUAAAACCUGACACUACAGAACUGCUGCAUUAUCAAUCAUUUCCAUGCUUUAUGUGACUGUAUUUAAGAGGUGUCUUAUUAUUACGAUAUUGAUGUAGACAGAAUUAAGAUACGAACAAGUGAACAAAUAUGUUUGAUAUUACGCUGUCAUGUGCCUUUUGACCCAAAGAGCUGAUUUUGUGUAGAUGAGAAUAAAUGGGGCAUCAUCCCUUAAACACA